AUGAAGACUUGUUUUAAAGUGCAUCCAAAGAAAAUCAAGAAAGCAAAAAAGAUUUUGAACUGCAUCAGCGAUUUGGGUGCAAUGAUUCCGAUAAUGACAAAAUCUUUUUGGGAAAACGGGAUGGAAUAUUCAUGCACCGACAAAAAUGGUAGUGAUAUUGACAAUAGCCAGGAUUUUGGCUCUGGAGAAGGUUUGAACGAUUGCUAUAACAAUAACGAGCAAGUUUCAAACAAUUUUCUGAUUUCUUGUUCAUCGAAAAGGAUAAUUGCGUGUAUCGAUAAAAAUGGUGAUACAUUAAAAGAAGGCUUCUUCCUCAUGGGAAAUAAUCAAUUGAAAUUUUGUCGGAUUUAUAAUAAUGGAAAAAAAGCGAGGAUUGAAAGUCGUGGUUGUUUUAUUGGUAAAGAAAACGACGAUGUCAUGGACGAAUCCUUACAUGUAAAAAAAUAUAAAAUUUGGAGAUCAGGUGAUUAUGACAUGCGUUGUGGCGAGAAUGGAGUUCAUGUUUACAGGUGCCACAUUGGUGGUAACAAAAGUGUUUAUGCCGGAUCAGCAUGGAUCGAUUCAGAACAGAAUUUUAAUGUGUGCUAUUGA
Molecule: messenger RNA, 591 nt
Organism: Dracunculus medinensis (Guinea worm)
Lineage: Eukaryota; Metazoa; Nematoda; Chromadorea; Rhabditida; Dracunculidae
Source: the annotation of a GenBank genome assembly